This is a messenger RNA of Gadus morhua (Atlantic cod), 2032 nucleotides long. Its product is annotated as LIM/homeobox protein Lhx9. The coding region runs from base 336 to 1469 and encodes 377 amino acids. NCBI's taxonomy places the organism in Eukaryota, Metazoa, Chordata, Actinopteri, Gadiformes, Gadidae. Gene Ontology annotation, cellular component: nucleus. The record is from RefSeq and is a predicted model, not a curated record. Gene Ontology annotation, molecular function: DNA-binding transcription factor activity, RNA polymerase II-specific; RNA polymerase II transcription regulatory region sequence-specific DNA binding. The transcript has 7 exons. Gene Ontology annotation, biological process: regulation of transcription by RNA polymerase II; neuron differentiation.
AGAGGAGGAGGAGCUAGAGGAGGAGGAGCUAGAGGAGGAGGUACUAAAGGAGGAGGUUCUAGAGGAUGAGGAGCCGGUGUCCCAGAAGUCCUCUUCAACAGCUGUUAUCUAAUUGGUCCCUUGGGGGGCGGGUCACAUCACAACCGUCCUGCUCCCAGCCAAUCAGAGGCCUCGGCAGCAGUGCACCGGGACCCCUGGGGUCCUUGUUUACGGGUGUCGAGACGUUGCCGUGGGCGACCGGGAGCCACGCCCCAUGGUCCCAGGUGUGAGUGGAGGGUGAAACACCUGACAUCAGGUAGCACAGCAUCACACGGAGACCAGCAGGAGAGAGGGCGAUGAUGACCUCAGCAGACCGGUCCCUGGAGGACAUCCUGUACGGCCGGCAGCCGCACGGCAACGGCCCGGAGACGGGCGGCUGCCGUGGCGAUGGAGACGCAACCCAAAACGUUUGUCAACAGCGGGCCACACCCUCCCACGAUGGACACGCCCCCUCCUUGCAGGAGCCAAUCCUGUGUGCGGGUUGUGGCGGGCGGGUCGUGGAGCGCUUCUUCCUAUUGGCCGCGGGCCGGGCGUGGCACGGCGCCUGCCUGCGCUGCUGCCAAUGCCAUCGAGAGCUGGAGACAAGCCCCUCCCUCUACUGGAGGGGCGGCAACACCUACUGCCAGCAGGACUAUUGCAGGCUGUUUGUGAUAGGUCGAUGCGCUCGCUGCCAGCAGCCAAUCCCGUCGACCGCUAUGGUGAUGCGCUCGGGAGAGUUGACCUUUCACCCCCACUGCUUCUCCUGCCAGGAAUGUGACAUCACUCUGCUGCCUGGCAACCUCUACUUCCUUCAGGGGCGGAGCCUUUACUGUCAGUCCCAUUACCAUGGCAAUACACCCCAUAACACUGCAAGUGGAAAAGAAGGGGAGGAGUCUGCCAGCAGCCCAGAGUCGCGAUUGGAUGACAGGGGGGAGUCGGUGGCCGGGGGGCGUGUCCGCCGGCAGAACAAGCGAAUCAGGACGUGCUUCCGCAGCGAGCAGCUCCGAGCGCUGGAGUCCUACUUCGCCCAGAAGCACAACCCGGACGGGAAGGACUGGACCUGUCUGGCCCACAAGACAGGCCUGCCCAAGAGGGUCCUCCAGGUGUGGUUCCAGAAUGCCCGAGCCAAGAUGAGGCGCUCCGUCUCCGUUGACGACUCGCCAACCGCCUCCAGGGCCGAAACCGUGGCAACCAGCCCCCCCUCCCUCUCCCGCUCCCCCCUCUACUCCACCAGCACCAUCGACCAAUCACAGCUCUCCCUGCUAACCAACCCGCUUGACGUCCCACCCCCCGCUGACCAAUCAGGGGGUUCCAACCACUCCUUCCUCCUGGACUACAACUCCCAGGGUGCACCGGGGUGGACCUCGCCUCUUGGGCGCUUCCAGGAAGGAGACGAACCAAUGGGGAGAGAGGGAUUGUGUGAUGACACCUUGAGACACUUCUACAGUUAGACUCAUGGGUGGAGGCCUCACCCCUGACUCCACCCUCUGUGACUCAUGGGUGGAGGCCUCACCCCUCCACCCGCUGUGACCCCCGGGUGGAGGCCUCACCCCUCCACCCGCUGUGACUCAGGGUGGAGGCCUCACACCCUGACUCCACCCACUGUGACUCAGGGUGGAGGCCUCACCCCUGACUCCACCCGCUGUGACUCAGGGUGGAGGCCUCACCCCUCCACCCGCUGUGACUCAGGGUGGAGGCCUCACACCCUGACUCCACCCUCUGUGACCCCCGGGUGGAGGCCUCACCCCUGACUCCACCCGCUGUGACUCAGGGUGGAGGCCUCACCCCUGACUCCACCCGCUGUGACCCCCGGGUGGAGGCCUCACCCCUGACUCCACCCGCUGUGACCCCCGGGUGGAGGCCUCACCCCUGACUCCACCCGCUGUGACCACACUCUGGGACUCAGGGUUCAGUGGUGAUUCUCUGGUUCAUCACAAGUUUGAUUUGUGUGUGUGUGUGUGUGUGUGUGUGUGUGUGUGUGUGUGUGUGUGUGUGUGUGUGUGUGUGUGUGUGU